UUUGAAUGACAAAAAUUAAAAUUAAAAAUGUAAUUAGAACAGGAAUUUAUUUGAAGAUAAAAGAUGUCACAAUUUCAUGAGCAAAGAUAUAAACGAUGGAAUGAUUCUAAUUUACAUGAACCUUGUUUCUACUGCACACCAACAUCAGAAGAAGAAGUACCUCUGUGUGCAUCGCAGUUGUUGUCGCCUCUACUUUCAAUAACACAUCAAUGUAAACCUUUCGAAAGAACUUCAUCACAUUAUGGUUUAUGCGAUAAGCAGAAUAAUGGAAGAACGAAGCCUUUAAGUUUUUACGAAUCACAAAAUCUUAAGGCAAUAUUUUAGUAUCUUUAUUUGCAAGAUAAAAAAGCUUAUGAUAUAUUGAUAUAUAUUACUUAUAGAAAUUGAAUUGUUUGAAAUGUCAAGAAUUUGAAAAAAUACGAGGAAAUUUAGAAUUACAUUUAGCAGAAACUCAAAUAGAAGAGGCUUUAGCAGAAGAUAGACAAACAGCUUUAAUGCGGCAUAUAAAUUUAAGUAUUACUGCUCUUGAAGCUCUUGCUCAGUAUGGACAAUCUUUGCAAGUAUCUCAAUUAACUGCAUGUAGGGUGCUCGAGAUUAGUCAUCUACUUGCACUUCCUCAACCUGACUCUAUGAAUUCUGAACCUAGCACUGUAAAUUUAACAAUGCAUCUCCACCAGGUAUUGCAAGUGCAGAAAGAAAAUAAAUUAAUGAUCCUGCAAGAUUUGAUGGAACAUUGUUCAAAACACAUAGUACUUCCAAAGCAUUUUAAUGAUCUGAUGAAUAAUAACUGUAUAAGGAAAAAGGACUUUUACAAAGCAACAAAAAACUUCAAAAACUUUCUUAGUAAUUCUAUAUUAUCCAUAUCACAAAUGGAGAAACUACAUCAACAAUACAAUACUAUUCUCAGCAAUUAUCAACGGAGUAGAUGUAUGUUAGACUUGGAAUUACCAAAACUGAUAAACAUGCAUUUGAUGGCACUUUGCGAAGGUUUUGAAAAAAUUACGAAAGUUUUUGACAACAAGGAUGGUGAUAAUGAAAUUGUAGCGUUAUUUAAAUUAAUUAGAGAAAAACUUUAUAUAAAGGAUUCAAAUACAGGUAAUAGAAAUAUGAUAAGAACAUAAUAUAGUAUUUGUGUUUGUCAUAAUUUUAUUUUCAUAUUUAAUAGUAGCAAUAUCCCAUGUCGAGGAUUCAUCCAAACCCAAAUUGUGCCAAAAAUGUAAAAUAAACCAUGUAGAUGAUAAAUAAAUAAAAAAAUAGAUGGCUUAUUCUCCUAUUGCUUUUGGUUCUCUGACUAAGAAAUAUAUAUAUGUAUACAUUAUAUGUAUAUAAUGAUAUAGGGAAAUUGUACAUUUCAUGAAACCUUAUAUUAUGACACUAAUCCUAUUAUUAUAUGUAUAACUGAUAACUAUAAAUUUAUGUUGUAGGAUUUUAAUGUUUAUUGUUUUAAGUAUUGCAUUCUUUUGUAUCAUAUAUUGCAUUUAUAUAUAAUUUGCAUUUAUUUUUGUACCUCUCAUUUAUUUAAAUUUUGAGAUUAUCCACAUUUAGUGAGGAAAACUUUAUAGAAUAAUUAACUAAUUCAUUAUUAUUUUAUUUAAAUUAUUAUUAGUUAAACAGAAAAUCGUUUAUUUUUAACUCAUAAUUUUCCAGAUAGAAAUAAAAUUAAAUUAUUUAAAACUUACCAUUCCUAAAUUGUACAGUGUAGACUGCGUAGAUGAAUUGUACCAUUUGUUAAUAUUUACAUGGGAACAUACUGCUUUUUCUAAAUAGGAACAUUUUUGAGAAAGAAGAAUUUUUGAGUAGAUUGAGAAAGAACAAUGCAAUAACUAAAUAAAUAAGAUGUAACAGACUAUAAGAUGUUAGCUUGUUGCUUAUAGAUAAUGAUAAUAAUAUAUUAAAUUUGUAUUUUGAACGAAACAGUAUCUUACGCGCCAUCUAACUUUAGAGACUUCACUUUAAGGUUAUUUAAAUAAAAAUCUAAAUUAUGGGAAAGAUAGAAUCGCAUUUGAUACAAUAUUACUAAAAAUUCAUUUAUUUUAUAUCCCAUUUGUAUACAAAUAAGGAACACAGCUAUAAAUAUAUAUAAUUGUUGACAUUUUUCAACAAUCGAGACGUAUUGUUUGGUGUACAAAGUGCAUUCACACGAGAUAUUCUUUCACGAAAGUAAGUACAUAUAGCGACAUCGUAUACUUUUUGAUGACGGGGAUGAAUCAAUGGAAAAUCGCGAGAUUCGUUUUGAACGCACCGGUGACACAAGAGGGGCCGGCGUGAAAAAACGAAAGGGCAAGAACAGUGGCGAAAUAUACGGGAGGAAGAAAGAAGUAAGGAUUCGGGGGUGACCCGGUAGUAGAAAAGGAGAAGAGGCGGCGUGAUAAAGAGGGAAGAAGAUAGAGAGAGGGAGUGCGCGCGUGAUCUCUCGGUGGCCGUGUCGCUGCGAAUCGUCAGAAUCGGUCGGUUGUACAGAGACGAGUAUAACCUAUAUCCUGAACGCGGCGCUGUUCCAUUCUCCGUGCCUCCUCCCUGGCGGAUGGCGGCCGCACCUCCUCCUUCUCGUCGAUUUUAAUCUCGUUAGCGAACACGUGCGCGCCCCGCGCCUACAGACCACUAUACGACGACCUACCGUAUCGGGGCUUCGCCAAUCUGGUUUUGUCUAACAGGAUUCUCGAGCGACCGAGGGUUGAUAAAAGGCUGCGUACCGAGCGGGCGCGGCGCGAAUCGCAGGAGGAGUUGCUCCGCUCGAGGUGUGGGCGCUCGUGCAGCACAGGCAAUAACAGCAGACGACCUCGUCAUCGUCUUCUAUUCUGUCGUCCUCGGUUCGUUGUUUCCGUCUACGUUACCUCUCGUAAUCGCGUUCGCUCGUUUGGCAUACGUUCGCGUAUAGGUUGCGUGUGUGCGCGCACACGGUGCAUAUUCAGUGUGAAUCUAUCUCGUCGCGUGUGCGGUACAGAAAGAGUACCCUAAAGAGAGAGAAAGAAAGAGAGAGAGAGUGAGAGAGAGAAAGGAAGAAAAAGAAAGAGAGAGAGGGAGUGAGAGAGUGUGUGAAUUGAAGAAAGAGAGAGAGAUAGGGUAGGAGAACGAAACGAAACAGAGAGGGGGUGAGAGAGAGAAAGAGUGUGAGAAGGAGAUAGAGCGCCGGUGGGUUACCACACCCAACCGCGCCGGGGACCGAGUGAACGAGUGAACGAGCCGUACGAGAGCUCUCUCGCGAGUAGUACGCGGGUACAGCGGGGGACCCAGGGACCGACGGUCGAGAUUCGACGGAGUACAGUCGGGACUCUCUAGAUCUCGAUCCAACGGACCUCGCUCUCGCGAAAAUCCUCUCUCGCUCUCGUCUCACCAGAAUUGUCGAAAUCGCGCUGCGAGCAAAGUGCGCGCGUGUGUCUCCCCCGCUUCCUCGACGUCUCUUGCGAAUGCGUUUCACGUUUCGUCGCAGCAGAACGUGCGUGCGUGAACAAAGAAUAAGGAGAGAAAAGACCGAGAAGGAGGGGCACAUCAAGCAAAGGAAAAGAGAAUAGGAAGAGGUAGAUGGGUCUCGGUUCUAGAGAGAAUCGAGGAAGA
Molecule: messenger RNA, 3555 nt
Organism: Bombus terrestris (buff-tailed bumblebee)
Lineage: Eukaryota; Metazoa; Arthropoda; Insecta; Hymenoptera; Apidae
Exons: 4
Coding region: 495-1121 (208 amino acids)
Source: RefSeq, a predicted model, not a curated record